UCCAGAAAACUUCGGUAACCUGCAGGAAAGCUCCGAGGUUAGGGAGACCAGCGCAGCCAAAGAAGACAUGAGGAGUCUCCUGGCACCACUAAUUGUGACUCUGGCCCUGGCAGCACUCUGCUGUUGUGAGAAAGAUCCCAAAGACCCCUCAGGAUCUCCCAGCACUGCCAGCAUCAAGAUUGAAAAGGAAGUUGCCAAUGCCUUUGUGAAGAGGCAGAAGAGAUCCAGUCUGUAUGAAUGGUACUCUGAGUAUUACAAAAGUCCAAUGGAGCAGAUGCAUGAGCGUUGUGAAAACUACCCUCCCUGUGACUAUCUCUCUGACCAAAUAGGAUUUUCCAUGGCCUACAAUCGUUUCUUUGGGAGAUACUAAGGAUGGGACAGUCACUUCGUUCAUUUUGCUUGGGACCAUUCUGAAUCCCCCAGGAGAAAGAAGGUUGUGGGUGGGAAGGAGGGAAGAAAAACAUCUAGACCGGGGUCGUCUUCAGAACACCAAGGCAAUAAUUAUCCCACUUGUUGACCUUGCAUUAGCUUUCUUCCUUUCAUCAGAAAUCUGUCUUCAGUUGUUUUUGUGGUAUUUUGAGCUUCACCAGAAAUGACUGAGAAGACUCUGUCUUACCUCCUUCCAUUUGAAUACCCAGGAUACAAUAUGUGAAAAAAUUGUGAUUCCUUUCAAGAAAAUUAAUGCAUAUCUUAGAAACAUAACAAGAUGUUUUGUCAUCUUCUGAAAAACAUAUGAGGAUUAUAGAAGGAGAAUCUCAUGUGUAAGAGUGAUGGAUUUGAUCUGGGGAUACUCACUGGGAAGAAAGUGGAAUGGCUGCUUCCUGGUGCAACGACUAGGAAAGUUCAGUAUUUUCAGGUAGAAGAGUCACCCUAAAUAUGAGCCAACGCAGGAUCAUUUUGCAAGGAUAGAAGUGUGGAAAUACUGUUUCAUAGCCAGAAAUCAGUUUCUGGUACACUUUUCUGAUUAUUUUGUCACAAAAAUUGCCUCUAUAGCAACAACAGAUAAAUCCCCAAAGGUGUGUUUGAGGAUUCUUUUAGAUGAGCCCUUCUAUUUGUAUGCUGCAUUCAAUGACUGUAAAAAGUAACUUGGAAAUCUCUUGUUAUGUUUGUUUCAUUUGGUUUCUGGUGAAACUGAAUAUACCCAAGCAGAACAAAAAAAUAAUCUGUUCCUCUCUGACGCUUUAGUAUUUAUGCUUGAAACUAAAAGUGUCUAAACAGCUUCAAAAAAAGCAAGCAAACAAACAAAAAGUGAUAAACUUUAUGAAAUAAACAAAAAGCAAAUAAUUUCAAGGAUGGAUUGAAGUUGGGUCACUAUUUGGCUUAUUCAAGGCAGCUUGAAUCUCUCUCAUAGAUAAAUAUAAAAAAAGUGUGUGUAUUUAUAUGCAUAUCCUCUUCCCUCUGCACUACUUCAUUCUGUUCCUUUGUAUGAAUAUUAUACCUUAGCAACUUUCUGCAUAGUCUCCCUUGAUGUUAUCUGUCCGUUUUCCUUAGAGGUAGAUGGCAGAUCCUGUCUUGAAGUACAGGGACUUCUGACCCUCAGGAUAUUGAGAAAGACCAAAUCUUGCUGGUUGCGUGUAAGUUGUUGCAGCCAUUUCCAGACGUU
This is a messenger RNA of Phalacrocorax carbo (great cormorant), 1603 nucleotides long. Lineage: Eukaryota; Metazoa; Chordata; Aves; Suliformes; Phalacrocoracidae. The record is from RefSeq and is a predicted model, not a curated record.